Aspergillus ruber CBS 135680 is the source of this 1849-nucleotide messenger RNA. RefSeq lists its product as uncharacterized. The transcript has 4 exons. Gene Ontology annotation, cellular component: nuclear pore; cytoplasm. The record is from RefSeq and is a predicted model, not a curated record. Gene Ontology annotation, molecular function: GTPase activator activity. Gene Ontology annotation, biological process: intracellular transport. Bases 437 to 1849 code for a protein of 470 amino acids. NCBI's taxonomy places the organism in Eukaryota, Fungi, Ascomycota, Eurotiomycetes, Eurotiales, Aspergillaceae.
AAUUGGUCGGGCGAAAGAGAGGGGAUCCGGGUCUUUAUCUUUUUCUGUGAUAGUGGGCUCAUACUUUAGCUUGUUACAUUAGGUUAUUGCGCUGUGCCUUUUUUUUUUUUACGCUCCGCUAUUUCACCUCCUGCUCGUACUCAGAACCGACAAGGGUUUGGUGUUCGUCCGAUUAUUGUUUGUGUGAAAUUGGGAUUAUAAUUCGGUGCUUGGUUCAAGAUGGCAUCGGAUUCGCGGCGAAAUGCGGAGAUUGAAGGUAUGGAAUACUUCAAUUCGGUUUCGGGGUUUUACUGCAGAAUUGUUUUGAACCUGGGACUAACAUUGACCGGUUUAUAAGGGGAUGUACCAAUGGAACCUGUUGAGCAGAAGGGUAUGAAUUGGUACCCACCUUUUGCAUUUUUGCACGCCGUUAUCAUUCCUGCAAAUUACUCGUCUAAUGCUUAUAGAUUCUAUAGCUACUGCAGAUGAAACGCAGACAUCCGAUAACGACGGCGGCGAACGCCCAGUGCGAAGGAAGCUGAAGGAAACCUCUCUUACUUCGGCACCGCGAAGCCUAAACCCCGCAAACGCUGAAGGAUCACAGCACGAUGGAAACAAAAGGGCGAGCAGCAGGGGCAGGAAGCGGUCAUUUAACGAAGAUGAGGAGGAGAAUAUUGAGGAGGAUGCCGGCCAUAGACGGAAAAGGUCGCGCAGCUCGAACGUCGAAGAAGAGACCGGAAAAGUCCAGAAUAAUCUGUCAUCGAAGAUUAUGAGCCCGCAGAAGAAGAGAAGUCGGGAUCAACUGGAUAAGGAGGAGCCCAAGAUGGAGGGCACGGCUGGCGAGAAGGUCGCUGAAGAGACCGCCGAGAAAGAGGUAAAGUCAGUAGCAGAAGGGGAACCCGAGAAGAAGCGGCAUCGGGAUAAUUCUCAGGAGAGGGAGUCGGCUUCCCUUCCAAGCGCUUUUGCGAACACUUCGUCCGUGUCUCCCUUCGGUUCCAUUGGAACUUCGAAGCCAGCUACCAAGGAAGAAGACGCUGCAAACAAGCCCCAAAGCACUUCCAAGUCCGCCUUUGCCUCAUCGAGCUUGGCUGCUUUCGCUAGCUCUGAACAGUCGCCUUUCGGCUCCAUUGGAGACUCCACCGCAUCCGUAUUCAAAAAACCGGCUACUACAGAAUCCGAGAAGCCUAAGACCGGAUUCGCUGCUGUAGAAGGACCUUCAUUAUUUACUGCUGCUGCACCUUCCGGAUUCGGAGGCAUGGCCUCUGGAUUUGCUAGUUUCAGUGGCGGAUUUGGAGCGGCCGCUAAGACAGGGGGAGGCCUUACCAGCUUUGCUGCUCCAGGUGGCUCUAGUCUCUUAAACAGUACCUCUGCCAAACCUUUCGGGGCUGCAGACGACGAUGAGAAGGAAGAGUAUGGAGAGGAAGACGAAGCUGAGAAGGGUCCUGGAGAGUUUGAACAAGACAAGACUGAUGAGAGAUUCUUCGAGCGGGAGAUCGAAACCGGUGAGGAGGAAGAAAAGACAUACUUCUCCUGCAAAGCGAAGCUCUUCCAAUUCUCCAACAUGGAAUGGAGAGAGCGCGGUAUUGGCACCUUCAAGGUGAAUGUUAAAGUAACAAGCGGCAAGGAGGAUAAGAAAGCCGUACGGCUGAUUAUGCGGGCCGAUGGCGUUGGGCGUGUUAUGCUCAACACGCCGAUUUUCAAGGGCAUGAACGUCGGUGAUGCUACAGGCAAGGAACCUAAGGCAACAAAGCAGAUUCUCCUGGCUAGUCUGGAGAGUGGCCGUUCUGCUCCGAUUCUGCUUCGGACCGGGAGCGAGGACAACGCAAGGGAUCUCUACAGAGUCGUUUGCGACCUACUGAGGGAACAAUAG